AUGCAAAUAGACGGAUUCAAGGAGCGAACAUGGGCAGACUGGAAUGCUGCUGUUUCUAAAUCUGUUAGGGGUUUUUACUACUCUUGCUCACUAAAGCUCACGACGCAAGACUAUGCCAGGUCGAAGUUUCUUGACGCCGUUUCGAAUGAAACGCCUCGCAACAUCGAGGAUCGUCGUCUGCUCACGACUCUGAACGCGUCCUCCUUUACGCUGGUCAAAUGUACUGUCUGUCGUAAGGUGCUGCUACCUGCCUGUCUUCGAGCACACUGCAAGGAAUAUCAUCCGCAAGUCAAGCUAGGCCCGUCAAAUUCGUAUCAUCAUGAAGUACCCUCCACCUCAAAGAACCGAAACUCCUCAUCGUCGAUCAAGGAAGAUCUACAGUCCCACAUUGAUUUAAAGUUGAAAAAGAAUCCCAAGCGUCCAAUAAGCCAAUCCCAAAUUCGGAGCAAACGUCCACGAACAGAGUCGCAUAAAGACGAUCGGGUUAUCAUUCUGCCACGGUCUCAGCCGAUAAUCAUUUAUGGAGAAAUAUCUAGCGACGAAGAAGCUGGUGCUGUCCAGUCUGAUAGUUUGCCUAUUGAAGGCAUCUCCUACAUGUCGCGCCAGGUGAAUCCCAUCGCCUAUCCCCGUUAUGGCUGCUACGGUGACGUUGUGAAGAACUCCGCUAUUCCACCAUUCUCAAGCGCAGCCCGGCAACUUAAUCAGCAUUUGGCACUGAUUGCGCAGCCGAACCCAGUGGUGACAGCUUUUGAAGCUCAGGACUUCAAGGGUAGCUCCCCAAUGACUCCUCUCUCCUAA
Messenger RNA from Oikopleura dioica, 798 nucleotides. The record is from the annotation of a GenBank genome assembly. Lineage: Eukaryota; Metazoa; Chordata; Appendicularia; Copelata; Oikopleuridae.